Messenger RNA from Dovyalis caffra, 975 nucleotides. The record is from the annotation of a GenBank genome assembly. Lineage: Eukaryota; Viridiplantae; Streptophyta; Magnoliopsida; Malpighiales; Salicaceae.
AUGAACUCCACUUUAGCCACAUCUUUUCUCCCCCUCAAAACACCUCCUUCCUUCAACUCACCUUCACUUCUCCAUUUCCCCACUCUCAAAUCUCACAAUUCCACUUCUACCCCUUCUCUCAAAAUAGCAAAAGCCUCCUCCUCCUCCUCAAAUGACACUUUCAAAAACCCAUUAACCCAAACCCUCAAAAACCUCACCAAAACAGCUAUUUUGAUUGGUGUCGCAGCUUCCAUGGCUGCUAAAUUCCCUGUAUUGCCUGCAAAAGCCCAAACCCCUGCAGCUCUCACUGAACAAAACCCGACUCUUGAAGAAGAAGAAGAUACAGAUAAACUUCAAAACCAGAGCCAAAGUGACCCAUCAACGCAAUUCGAAGCUAUUGAUUCUCUAAAAUCACUUUUACAACAAAAGCUUGAAAAGGGCCAAGAUGAUGAGGCUUUAAAGAUUUUAGAGCAGUUGGUAUCUGCCCAACCGGAGGUAACUGAAUGGAAGUUUUUGAUGGCAAGAUUGCUGAACGAAAUGGGUCGGGCCCAAGAUGCUCGCAAUGUGUUUGAAGAAAUUCUUGCUGCGAAUCCUUUUUCUUUUGAGGCAUUGUUUGAGAAUGCACUACUGAUGGACCGCAGUGGAGAAGGAGAGGCGGUUAUCACGAGGUUACAAGAGGCUUUGGAUAUUGCGGAAGAGGAGAAUAAAGUGAAGGAAGCGAGGGACGUUAGGUUGAUUAUGGCACAAAUACAGUUUCUGCAAAAGAAUGUGGAGGAGGCGUUGAAGAUUUAUCAAGAGUUGUCGAAUGAGGAUCCUAAUGAUUUCAGGCCUUAUUUUUGUAGAGGGAUGAUAUAUAGUUUGCUUGACAGAAAUGAGGAGGCAAAAGAGCAGUUUGCCAAGUAUCGGGAGCUUUCGCCAAAGAAGUUUGAGGUGGAAGGGUAUUUGAGGACCUCGUUAUCAAGGAUGAAGCUUUUUGGGUCGAACGAUAAGAAUUGA